UCGCUCUUAGUUUAUUCUUGACUCUGACUAACUUUGAGCGAGCUUUCACGAUCAUUCGGUGCGCUUUUGUUGACAUUCAUUGACGAUCAUUUGUUUUGUGUACGCGUUUUUUUGUGCAUGUGCAUCAUCGUCUGCUUGGUUUCACCGCUAGUUUUUCUUAGGAUGCACCCACACAUACAAAUCUGAACGUGCGUACGAAUCCUCAACUUACAAAAAGGAAGUUGAAAUGGCUUUUCAAGUCACGUUCAUUUGAAUUUUCGACAUUCGUUGACCGUGCUGCCCGAAGAGCAAGAAAACAAUGGAUCUUGACAACCCGAGCUACUUCGCCGUGCCGACAGAUGAACCCGAUUGCAGUGCGGCUCAAAUUCGGCAGAAAAAGCGAUCCGAAAACUCGGAAACUGUCCUCAAUCGCCAACUCACGCCGCCCAAAUACAACGGCAAUCGCAGGGAAAUUCGAGCACUUUUGCGAUCUGUGAGCUCGAACUCGGCAGACUCCAAUCAUGAGCUCCUGAUCAUGGGAGAACCGCGUCUUAGUGACAUGGCGCCUAGUUUGGCCUACAAACACCCAAGUCGCUCGAAUUCGCUGAAGAAAGCCCAAGAAAACCCAAGAUGCAUCCCGAUGUCCGAAGAAGACGAAGGCUCCGAUGGGCUUCUGGAGGAAGACGAAGUCUUCCUAGCUGACGAUGGAGCCAGAUAUUCAAACUGCAGUGCCGUCAAACGAGUGAACGGCAGCAGCAGUUUAAAAAGAUCGGGCAGCCCAAGACGGCAUUCGAUCAGCAGCUUCAAUGCCAGGGACCGGGCCAGUAGUGUUGCUUCGUCGUCCCGCAGCUUCAAGGGCGACUUUUCAGCUACAAUGCAGGAAAGCGUCUCAGCUACUUCAAAGGUGGAUGAACAUUCCCUCAGGCACAUGGCCUAUCCUAGAAAGACAUGUUUAAUGUGCACUAGAGGAAAUUUCUCGAAGCCGCCCGCUAACAUGGACGACAUUUUGAUAGUUUCCCUGAAAAGCAGCGAACCUGCUAACUUAUGGGUGGAUUAUUUCGCGUCAUAUUUCGAGCAAAUUAGCAAGCAGGCGAACCGGAAGGCCCCGUUCAAGAUCAGGAAUGCCUACUUGGAGGAUUCGCUAACACCGAAAAUCGAAGACCAAAAGUUCAUUGAAGGAGCCACUGGCGUGAAGCUGCAGCUUGUGGUUGUUUGUCCAGGAUUUCUGGACUUUGUUGCUCAACACCCGGAAGAAUCCGCUGGGCUGGCAAAACUGCUGCUAGCAGACCGCACUUUAGCUCUUUUACUUGGGGUAACCGAUGACGAUGUUACGGAAGCGCAUAGAAAUGCCCUGCCGCUGUACUUCCAAUGGCAAAGACAAUCAGUUGGUCAGGAUCAGGACCAGACUUUCACGAAAAAAUUCCUCAACCAAGCCAUGACCAUUCUGUCGAAGAUUUGGAAACAACAAAGCUCCGUAACAGCGCAAGAAAAGUCCGGAUUCUCCGUCACACCCAAGAAAAUCAAACAGGGCCAAAACAGCGUUUCGAUCAUCUUAACACAUCCGCUGCAAAAGGACGAUUUGGUGAAGAUUUCGCUGGAACGAAACGGUGAACUUCACGAAAUUAAGUCGGUGAAGAGGCGCAAUCCAUACGUAGUGAAAAUCACUGUGCCGGAAAACCUGAUUGAUAUUACGGCGAUCGUGAAUAUCCUAGUGGAGAAGAAUGGAAAUAUUAUUGGAAGCCGGCCGGUUAAAUGCGAGAGCAAGUUUAGGGAGCUGGAACAGAUUUUACGAUCCGCGAACAAUCCGGUGGAGUUUAUGUGCCAGACAUUGGGAUUCAGCCCGGCCGACCGGGAACAUCUGGAUAGUUGGCUUGUGCAUGGAUUUCAGAAGAAUCUUCCUCCACAUUUCAAUCUGUUUGGUACACACAAUACGCCCUUUUCUGCCAGUAUCACUGUACGAAAACAAAGCAAUGAAGAGUUUCCCACACUGCUCCACUUUGCCGCAAAAUUCGGUCUGGAAAAGCUGGCUGCCCAACUAAUGGACUGUCCAGGAGCUGAGAUUGCCUAUGAAGUGCGAAACGUGUUCGGAAUGACCCCGAUUGAAAUUGCCGAUUCCAGCGGCCACAAUUCGCUUUCCAGCACGCUGAAGAACUAUAAGAGCAUGCAUGAAGUCACCUCCUGCUAUACCACCUUGAAGCACUUCAGCUUGCGAAGCAAGUCCGAAGAAGAUGAAGAAGGUUACUUGAAGCCGCGAGAAAUCGACAAUCUCUACAAAUUAUGCCCGGCCCCGCGGCCGGUUAAUCCUGAGAUGAUGAGAAGCUGUCCAACUCCCAUUGUCACCCCAUCGAGCGAGUGCGGCAGCUCCUUAUACUUAGCAAUGGACAGAACAGCAAUAGCGUUUUCACGCGAAGAUCUCCGCAAGUCAGAAAACGAGCCAACUAGUCCCAAAAAAGAGCUCGACAGGCAAAACCACAGAUCCCCUUCACCCAACGCCAGAAAGCGCAAAGCAAAUGCCAUUGUGGAGGACAAAUUUCAGCGAGAAUUAGCGGAAAUUAUUACGGAUUUCAAGAACAACGUCCACUCAUUGGCGCAAGUUGAAAAACUGGUGGAAGAAUGGAAAAACCGAAACGAUGUCCAAAAGUCCUUCAAAGAAAAGCAGGAUCAGCUAAACCAGAUGCGCUUAAGCUACGAGAAAAUGCAGCAGGAAUACAAAGCCAAGACCAAGAAGUCCUCUCCAGUGGACAAGUUUAUGAAGCUGUUUUCCAGACAGUCGAAAACCGAUGAACAAUCGGAAGAAAUCACUUCGGAAAAUGUGAUUUCCGGGCCGGCUUUAGCGCUCAAUCAAAGCGCCCGGCCAAUCAGCAGCUUGAGCACUUCUUCGAGUGGAUCUAGUGGAAGAAUGAGCACCAUUAGCGGGUGCAGUGUAGGCGAUAGCGGCACUCAUUCGGAUAACGAAGACCGAAAGCUGAUGAUCAGCAACAGUCAAGGGGACAAUGACUUCAAAGAGCUGGACUUUAGCAAGACGAACUUGGAGCUAAAUUAUACUCCAGUGCCGGUACCAAAGCCAGUAAAGUUCUCCAGUAUGCACCACUUUGAAACCAUUGAGGAAAACAAGCCGGUUUCCAGGCCUGAUACUUUAUCAAUCUCUGAACAGUUUUACAUUCAGUUUCCCCCUAAUGGACAACCAGUUUCAGGAUUCGAUGACGCUCAAUCAGAAACCCCUAAGAAUAAUUACAUGAACCUACCAGGUCCUCCCAGUUCUCACGAGUACAUUAACUACAACCCUGCAACAUGAUCUCAAAAACGCAUCACCAAAAGUAGACCGUGUAGAGAAUACAGCCCCAUUUUCUAGGUGGUAAUGCAUGGGAACUUCAAGUUAGUAUUAGUACUAGAAUUCACAUCGACCAAUCAUAUACAAAUACAUUUUUUAUAUUAGAAACACCAUUAAAAGUUACUUUGUAUUAUUAAUACUCGUAAGGUAGUUAGGUAACGCAAUACUCCAAUGGAAUCGAUGAAUGGAUUGUUUUUAUACUUUAUACAUGGUUGUUUAGUAGUGUUCUUCUGCAAACAUAAUAUUUAUGUUUAUCGGCCCCUUAUUGUAAUUUAUUUAUUUCCUGUCCUUUGAACUCGAUAUGUGUUGAAUGCGAACUUUUAUACAUCAUUUUAUAUUUUGUACAUUUUAUUAAAUACAUACAAUGUGUUAUGAAUAA
Molecule: messenger RNA, 3689 nt
Organism: Dendroctonus ponderosae (mountain pine beetle)
Lineage: Eukaryota; Metazoa; Arthropoda; Insecta; Coleoptera; Curculionidae
Gene: stumps
Product: phosphoinositide 3-kinase adapter protein 1
Exons: 16
Coding region: 299-3274 (991 amino acids)
Cellular component (GO): cytosol
Molecular function (GO): fibroblast growth factor receptor binding; transmembrane receptor protein tyrosine kinase adaptor activity
Source: RefSeq, a predicted model, not a curated record